This is a messenger RNA of Folsomia candida, 2241 nucleotides long. Its product is annotated as proline-rich protein 36-like. The transcript has 4 exons. The record is from RefSeq and is a predicted model, not a curated record. Lineage: Eukaryota; Metazoa; Arthropoda; Collembola; Entomobryomorpha; Isotomidae. Bases 1 to 2241 code for a protein of 746 amino acids.
AUGGUGAUGAUUGACCACGCCGGAAAGUUAGGUCCCCUGCAUCAGACAAUGGUUAAAAAUGAAGCGAAAAUAGGUUCGGAAACUUGCUCCAUGGAGGAAAUCAUCCUCAACAAGGCCAAGACUUUUUCUCGAGGCGGGGGAAACCUCAGGAUCAGUGCCAUCGGUUCCGCCGCGUACGGUUCUUCCACCAUAAGACGGUCAAUUUCCGACUUUUAUCCCAACCUCGCAGUGCCCGACAAGAACGCGGGUGUAUCUGAUCAGGCGAAACAAUCAAUUUCUAACCCUCUCCCUAAAACUCCCGUGUCGGGCAAGAAACGCCAACUCCCCCAAUCAUGGGACAUGUCCCUGUGCGCUGACCUCCGUUUCCCCUCAGAUCUGACAUGGCUACCCGGCAGAAUAGCAGAAUUGGUGGUCAUGCCCGUAUUCGCAGAUGCCACAGAUCCGUCCAUCCCAAUUUGCGAAAAGUUAGACACAAUGCACGAAAGGGUGGCACCUUCACGCGAGUCUGUCUUAGCGAUCGCGCUGCUUUGGAUCUACGUCGGGGUGUUAGAGAAUCGGAGGAAGAAGUACGACCCGGUUAGGGUCAUCACGGGAGUGGACGCCCGGCUCGGGGGGUUGUUCAAAAUUGCGGUGGCAAGAGAUAAAUAUGAGAAUAUCAAGAACGUCACAAAUCUGUGGAAUGCGAUUUUGGAGUUGUCCUCUCACAUGGGUAUCUUUCCAGUUACUUCCGCCAUCCUGCGCGCAGCCUAUCCCGAUGUGGACCUGAACCACCCGCCAGUUCGAGUCAGCUACAAGCCGGAUAUUUUUUUUGUCCCGACCGAGUUCAAAAUGCCUUUGCCGUCAGCAAAGGGUGGAAAGGUCCGCCGACACGAAUUUUGGAGGGAAGAAUUUGACAAAUUACUAGCCAACGUAGUGUCACUCCCGACAAAGACCAAGCAACCUUCGCUGCCACCAAAGGCGAAGUCAAAUUCACUGCCAACGUCUGUUAAUCCAACUACACCAUCACAACGGGUCAAUCCAACUGCGCCUCAACAGUGGGUCAAUCAAACUGCGCCGUUACCGUGGGUCAAUCAAACUUCACCACCACCAUGGGUUAAUCAAAGUUCACUGCCGACAAGUUUCAAUCUAACUUCAGUGCCGCUAAGUUUCAAUCUAACUUCACUGCCGCCAAGUUUCAAUCUAACUUCACUGCCGCCAAGUUUCAAUCUAACUUCACUGCCGCCAAAUUUCAAUCCAGCGUCACUGCCGCCAAGUUUCAAUCCAAAUUCACUGCCGCCAAGUUUCAAUCCAAGUUCCUUGCCGCCAAGUUUCAAUCCAAGUUCACUGCCGCCAAGUUUCAAUCCAAGUUCACUGCCGCCAAGUUUCAAUCCAACUUCACUGCCGCCAAGUUUCAAUCCAAGUUCACUUUUCCCAGGUUUCAAUCCAAGGUUACUGCCUCCAGGUUUCACCCCAACUUCACUACCACCAUGGGUUAAGACAAGUUUUCAGCCACCGCAGGUUCAGCGGUCCACAAGGAAUUUGCUAGCCAAAAAGCAGAAAGUGGAUAAGUUUGACAACCCGAGGCUAGAAGUUCCCAGGGCCGUAAAAGUGAAAGAGGAAAGUGCCCCUCAAAUUGCUAAGGAGACGGUCAACAAAUUACAGAGCUUGCUAGAAUUGGAGGACUUGACAGGUUACUCACCUAAAGAGGGAUGCAGUCGGGAUGUAGAUUUCAAGAAGAAAGUUACAUCUCCACGAAAUCAAAUACCUUCGAAGGAACCACAAAUUAAAGUGAUAGAUCCAAGUGGCGAACAGGAUGUCAUGGGCGCAGGGCCAGGCGAAGAACCGAAUGUAAACGGGUGGCACCCUCGCCGUAACCCGGAUGUAACGCAAUCCAAUUCCCCGGCAACACCUAUCUGGGACAAACCCCUCGAGGGCUGGCAGAACUCCCUGUGCGAUUGCAUCCUUCACUCCCCGAAUAAGACGAAAAUACCCGGGAAGAUUGCAGACUAUGUUAAACGACCCGCAUUGUCGGCCAACAGUGAUCCCACAAUCGCGAUUUGCGAAGGGUUGGAAAAAAUGUGCACGAAGGUCGGGCCUCGAUACGAGUCCGUCCUAGCGAUAGGACUGCUCUGGGUGCACGUCGCCGUGUUAGAACGGCGGAUGAAGGACGACCCGGUAACAGCCGUUAAUGGGGUGGAUACCCGUCUUGGCGGGUUGUUUGAACUUGCGGUGAAAAAGGAUAAACAUGAGAAUUGCCUCUAA